CUUCAACCUUCGAACAUUGAAUGAAAUGAAACAAACGGAAUUACGUCGCUGGCUGAGCUAACGGUUAAUCGAUGAUGCACGAACGGUUCCGACUGUUCCCCCUCAUAAUAUCGUCGGCUUUUAUUUUUGACACAGUUUCAAGUUGAACGUGGUGUUUGGGUUACGGACAGUUUUCGUAGAACUGAGUUGAAUCAUUGCAUAAAUUAAGAAUUUAAAAUGAUAGUUACUAGUGUUUGUAGACUGUGUAUGUCGGAAAAAGAACUCCGUUGGGUUUUUGACGAAGGAAUUACUGGUGAAAGUGAUAUGAAAACAAUAAUUUUCAUUACUACGGGCGUAGAGAUUUUACAAAAUGAUAUCAUCUCACAAAAAAUAUGCAGUAACUGUUUUAAAUUGACCGGAAAAAUGUUCGAGUUCCGAGAAAGAGCAGUUAAGACUGACAAAUAUUUGAAGGAUCAGUGCAAAAACGCUAAUCAAAAUCACGAAAUUACGGACACUGAACACCCCAGUGUAAUACCAAUAAAGUCGAAAAAUACCACUCAAAUCGUUUCUCCUAUUAAUAAUGAGAACGAGGUUCCUAACAAAGCUGCAACACAUGAAAUUAAUCCAUCAUUGAUCACUCCAGAAAAAUCAAAACCCGUAGAAACUCUGUUAACAGAUACAACUCCCGAAUUUUCGAAAAAGAAAGCGAAAAAGAGGGUUCACUGGAGUAUUGAAGAAAUAUUCGCAAAACACAGCGAAAUAAAACUACCUUCAUCUUGCUUAAGACUGGACGUUAGCCCGUCUGUCAACUUGGAAAUGGACUUCGUAGAAGAAUAUUUUCGACAGAACAAGCAAGAUAUUAAGAAAUACGUUCAACAUGCAUUAAGGUCUAAUCGAGCAUCUAAAAAAACAUUGCAAGUAAAACAGAAAAAGCCGAUUAAAGCUAACAACAGUAGUGUAGAGGAUAAUAAACGCAUCGUUGAGGAAAACACACCUGGUGUGAUAAAACAUCCAGAUCACUUUAAAGUUAGGUUAUCUAAUAUCCCACAAUCUCAAAAGUGUACAGGCAGUGAAGAUAACGACGACGACUAUGGAAUAGUCAAAUCUUUUAAACAAAGUAAAAGAAGAAGGAUAAGUGACUCUUCUACCGAAGCGGAAUCAAUGAAACAACCCACGAUAAUGGAACUACCCACGUUAAUGGAAAAUGCAAUGGAACAACCCACGUUAAUGGAAAAUGCAAUGGAACAACCCACGUUAAUGGAAACUUUACAGCUUAAACCAAAAGAAAACGCAUUUGUACAUAGAUGCACCAUAUGUAAUUCUUUGCAACGUAGCGCUAAAGCACUCAGAGAGCACUACCAAACGCACUUAAAGUGCACUUAUUGCAAGAAAAGAUUCAAACUUUUGAAUCGAAAAGAGGUACACGAUACGAACUGUGCAAUUAAGUUUUGUUUAACUAGACCGGUAUAUGUGAAAUUGGAAAAAAUUGAUGCUACGAAAUAUCUAUCCGAAGAUAUUGAGCCUGUUCCAGUUCAAUCAUUUGAAAAGACUGAUGCAAUCGCCAUUCAAGUAAAUAAUCCAAAAAAUGCCAAAAAGUUUACUGACGAAAUUAUCGAAUUAUCUGAUGAUGAUACUGAUCCAAAUCCGCCGACACCUUCACCUCUAGUUGCGACGUGUACUUCAAAAAGUACCGAUUUACCAGCUACAUUAAAUACCAUACCAUUAAAUAUCGAACUACCGAAAUUGAUACCUAUAACUCCGCCAUCUAAUACUAUUAUUGAACAAUCGCAGUGCACCGGUACAUCCAUAGUUAAACCUUUCGUUGACAUAAAAGAUAACAGCGUGUUAAAUACAAUCGAUACAUCACUCCCAGAUAAUAAAGUACUUAAACAGUUGUUGUCUUCGUCUAAACUUAAUAAUUUAAAAUUGCUUAUUGAAGAUGAGACACAAACAAACAUACCGUCCAACGACGAAGUUCGAUAUUCAAAUCAAGUUGCCGAAUUUAAAAAUCUCUUUCCGCAAUUGUAUGCGUAUAAAAUUCCAAUCAGUGUUAAAAAAGGAGAAUUUAAAGUUUCUUACCAAAAAACCCAAAAAUCCGCACCAAAUAACAAAAAAUCUCUAGCUCAUUGGAGUCAUACGAAGCCAGUAGAUAUUAAAAGCACUAACAAUGCAAUUUUUAAUAUCGAAAACUUUAAUAAGCAUAUAUCAUUAGAUAUUCCAUUGUUCAACUUGUCGAAUCAAAAAUCUCAGCCCACGAUUUUAAAUCACACUGUAAUAUCUCAAAAUUUGCCUCAAAUUGUUCCAACUACUGCCGCUCCAAGAUUAAAAACAUAUCAACCGGCUCAGAACAGUAACUUUCCAGUUAUUCAUCAGCCAGCACCAACUCAAAUUAGGCAGAUUCAAAGUGUGCCCCGAGUUCAAACUCAAUCUAAAAAUUUUCUGGUGUAUAGUUUACCUCAACAAGCUCAAACUCAACUUAGUAAUGUUCAGGCAUCCAAUAUGCUACAAGUUCAAACCCAAACUAGCAAUAUUCAGGCUCAUAGUUUACCCCAACAAGUUCAAACUCAAACUAGCAAUAUUCAGGUUCGUAGUUUACCUCAAAGAAUUCAAACCCAAACUAGUAAUAUUCAGACUCAUAAUUUACCUCAACAGAUUCAAACCACUAGCAAUACACCUAUCAGUUUGACAAGGCAAAUUCAAAGUAACAUUCAAUCUCUAACUGCGCCACAAGAGAUGCCAACCGUCAGUGUUCAGAAUCAUGUUUUGCAGCAAACUUUACAAUAUCAAAUACAAAAUGUGCCCCAUCAGACAUCAAGUAAUACCAUUCCAAUAAGUAGUUCUAUGUUUACGAUAAAUCCAAAUUUGCAAAACAUUCAACAGACGCCAGUGUACAAUGCUGAUGUUCAAAAUUUAAAUAAUUAUUUUCUUAAUUCCAAUAAUAAUACAGUUAUUGCUCCAGUUACUAAUAGUACUUCGUCUCUAAACAGUACUAUAACUAAUAAUAUUCAAGGUCCGAUUAACACAAAUGAAAACACUUUUUCUAGAGGCGAUAUCCAAAGCAACCCACAAAAUUAUGAUCUCAAUUCUAAGAUUUUAAACAUUCCUGCAUCAGUAACACCUGUUUCUUUAACUAACACUGCGGCAAGUACUUCAUCACAUUUGUUAGUAAGAAAUAAUUCAACUUCAACCAUAACUAAUUUCAUGGAAAAUACUUCAUAUCAGAGUAGUACAAGCAAAACUGCACCUCCACCUAACGUUAAUCCUUUUAGUAAGACUGCUGUUGGUACCAUUUCUGGCAUCAAUACAUUUGCUAGUACUAGUACGGAAUCCCAAAGAAAUAGUACAACAAGUAAUGUUGAAAGUAAUAAAGAAGUGCAUAAACCAAUGAUUAGAAUUUUACAAAAUGAUAUCAUCUCACAAAAAAUAUGCAGUAACUGUUUUAAAUUGACCGGGAAAAUGUUCGAGUUCCGAGAAAGAGCAGUUAAGACUGACAAAUAUUUGAAGGAUCAGUGCAAAAACGCUAAUCAAAAUCACGAAAUUACGGACACUGAAUACCCCAGUGUAAUACCAAUAAAGUCGAAAAAUACCACUCAAAUCGUUUCUCCUAUUAAUAAUGAGAACGAGGUUCCUAACAAAGCUGCAACACAUGAAAUUAAUCCAUCAUUGAUCACUCCAGAAAAAUCAAAACCCGCAGAAACUCUGUUAACAGAUACAACUCCCGAAUUUUCGAAAAAGAAAGCGAAAAAGAGGGUUCACUGGAGUAUUGAAGAAAUAUUCGCAAAACACAGCGAAAUAAAACUACCUUCAUCUUGCUUAAGACUGGACGUUAGCCCGUCUGUCAACUUGGAAAUGGACUUCGUGGAAGAAUAUUUUCGACAGAACAAGCAAGAUAUUAAGAAAUACGUUCAACAUGCAUUAAGGUCUAAUCGAGCAUCUAAAAAAACAUUGCAAGUAAAACAGAAAAAGCCGAUUAAAGCUAACAACAGUAGUGUAGAGGAUAAUAAACGCAUCGUUGAGGAAAACACACCUGGUGUGAUAAAACAUCCAGAUCACUUUAAAGUUAGGUUAUCUAAUAUCCCACAAUCUCAAAAGUGUACAGGCAGUGAAGAUAACGACGACGACUAUGGAAUAGUCAAAUCUUUUAAACAAAGUAAAAGAAGAAGGAUAAGUGACUCUUCUACCGAAGCGGAACCAAUGAAACAACCCACGAUAAUGGAACUACCCACGUUAAUGGAAAAUGCAAUGGAACAACCCACGUUAAUGGAAACUUUACAGCUUAAACCAAAAGAAAACGCAUUUGUACAUAGAUGCACCAUAUGUAAUUCUUUGCAACGUAGUGCUAAAGCACUCAGAGAGCACUACAAAACGCACUUAAAGUGCACUUAUUGCAAGAAAAGAUUUAAACUUUUGAAUCGAAAAGAGGUACACGAUACGAACUGUGCAAUUAAGUUUUGUUUAACUAGACCGGUAUAUGUGAAAUUGGAAAAAAUUGAUGCUACGAAAUAUCUAUCCGAAGAUAUUGAGCCUGUUCCAGUUCAAUCAUUUGAAAAGACUGAUGCAAUCGCCAUUCAAGUAAAUAAUCCAAAAAAUGCCAAAAAGUUUACUGACGAAAUUAUCGAAUUAUCUGAUGAUGAUACUGAUCCAAAUCCACCGACACCUUCACCUCUAGUUGCGACGUGUACUUCAAAAAGUACCGAUUUACCAGCUACAUUAAAUACCAUACCAUUAAAUAUCGAACUACCGAAAUUGAUACCUAUAACUCCGCCAUCUAAUACUAUUAUUGAACAAUCGCAGUGCACCGGUACAUCCAUAGUUAAACCUUUCGUUGACAUAAAAGAUAACAGCGUGUUAAAUACAAUCGAUACAUCACUCCCAGAUAAUAAAGUACUUAAACAGUUGUUGUCUUCGUCUAAACUUAAUAAUUUAAAAUUGCUUAUUGAAGAUGAGACACAAACAAACAUACCGUCCAACGACGAAGUUCGAUAUUCAAAUCAAGUUGCCGAAUUUAAAAAUCUCUUUCCGCAAUUGUAUGCGUAUAAAAUUCCAAUCAGUGUUAAAAAAGGAGAAUUUAAAGUUUCUUACCAAAAAACCCAAAAAUCCGCACCAAAUAACAAAAAAUCUCUAGCUCAUUGGAGUCAUACGAAGCCAGUAGAUGUUAAAAGCACUAACAAUGCAAUUUUUAAUAUCGAAAACUUUAAUAAGCAUAUAUCAUUAGAUAUUCCAUUGUUCAACUUGUCGAAUCAAAAAUCUCAGCCCACGAUUUUAAAUCACACUGUAAUAUCUCAAAAUUUGCCUCAAAUUGUUCCAACUACUGCCGCUCCAAGAUUAAAAACAUAUCAACCGGCUCAGAACAGUAACUUUCCAGUUAUUCAUCAGCCAGCACCAACUCAAAUUAGGCAGAUUCAAAGUGUGCCCCGAGUUCAAACUCAAUCUAAAAAUUUUCUGGUGUAUAGUUUACCUCAACAAGCUCAAACUCAACUUAGUAAUGUUCAGGCAUCCAAUAUGCUACAAGUUCAAACCCAAACUAGCAAUAUUCAGGCUCAUAGUUUACCCCAACAAGUUCAAACUCAAACUAGCAAUAUUCAGGUUCGUAGUUUACCUCAAAGAAUUCAAACCCAAACUAGUAAUAUUCAGACUCAUAAUUUACCUCAACAGAUUCAAACCACUAGCAAUACACCUAUCAGUUUGACAAGGCAAAGUCAAAGUAACCUUCAAUCUCUAAGUGCGCCACAAGAGAUGCCAGCCGUCAGUGUUCAGAAUCAUGUUUUGCAGCAAACUUUACAAUAUCAAAUACAAAAUGUGCCCCAUCAGACAUCAAGUAAUACCAUUCCAAUAAGUAGUUCUAUGUUUACGAUAAAUCCAAAUUUGCAAAACAUUCAACAGACGCCAGUGUACAAUGCUGAUGUUCAAAAUUUAAAUAAUUAUUUUCUUAAUUCCAAUAAUAAUACAGUUAUUGCUCCAGUUACUAAUAGUACUUCGUCUCUAAACAGUACUAUAACUAAUAAUAUUCAAGGUCCGAUUAACACAAAUGAAAACACUUUUUCUAGAGGCGAUAUCCAAAGCAACCCACAAAAUUAUGAUCUCAAUUCUAAGAUUUUAAACAUUCCUGCAUCAGUAACACCUGUUUCUUUAACUAACACUGCGGCAAGUACUUCAUCACAUUUGUUAGUAAGAAAUAAUUCAACUUCAACCAUAACUAAUUUCAUGGAAAAUACUUCAUAUCAGAGUAGUACAAGCAAAACUGCACCUCCACCUAACGUUAAUCCUUUUAGUAAGACUGCUGGUGGUACCAUUUCUGGCAUCAAUACAUUUGCUAGUACUAGUACGGAAUCCCAAAGAAAUAGUACAACAAGUAAUGUUGAAAGUAAUAAAGAUGUGCAUAAACCAAUGAUUAGAAUAGUUCAUAUUGCCCUAACCUCCUCUAAUGAUGAAAAAAGUACCAACAAUUACCAAAAUAUUGUAUCAAGUUCUUUAACAGAUAAUGAUAAAAUUGUUAACCUAUUAGUUGAUGAAAUUUAG
Psylliodes chrysocephalus is the source of this 6498-nucleotide messenger RNA. NCBI's taxonomy places the organism in Eukaryota, Metazoa, Arthropoda, Insecta, Coleoptera, Chrysomelidae. The record is from the annotation of a GenBank genome assembly.